GGGUUGUUAACUCAAGCAAACAAUCUGUGUAAUAUAUCAACUUUCUGUACUAGAGCAGAAAAGAGUCUGUAAGAAUUCACUAGUCUCCUGGCCUGAAGACAAAACGGAAUCAUGAGCACAGCAGGAAAAGUAAUCAAAUGCAAAGCAGCUGUGCUAUGGGAGAUAAAGAAACCCUUUUCCAUUGAGGAGGUGGAGGUUGCACCCCCUAAGGCCCAUGAAGUUCGUAUUAAGAUGGUGGCCUCAGGAAUCUGUCGCUCCGAUGAUCACGUGGUUAGUGGAACGCUCAUCACACCUCUCCCUACGAUCUUGGGCCAUGAGGCAGCCGGCAUUGUGGAAAGCAUUGGAGAAGGGGUGACUACAGUAAAACCAGGUGACAAAGUCAUUCCACUCUUUACUCCCCAGUGUGGAAAAUGCAUUGUUUGUAAACACCCACAAGGCAACUUCUGCUUGAAAAAUGAUCUGAGCACACCUUGGGGGAUCAUGCAGGAUGGUACUACCAGGUUCACCUGCAGAGGAAAGCCCAUCUACCAUUUCAUCGGCACCAGCACCUUCUCCCAGUACACGGUGGUGGAUGAGACUGCAGUGGCCAAGAUUGAUGCAGCCUCACCAUUGGAGAAAGUCUGUCUCAUUGGCUGUGGAUUUUCUACUGGUUAUGGGUCUGCAAUCAACAUUGCCAAGGUCACCGAGGGCUCCACCUGUGCGGUGUUUGGCCUUGGAGGGGUCGGCCUGUCUGUGAUCAUAGGCUGUAAAGCAGCGGGAGCAGCCAGGAUCAUUGGGGUGGACAUCAACAAAGACAAAUUUGCAAAGGCCAAAGAGGUGGGUGCCACUGAGUGUAUCAGCCCUCAGGACUACAAGGAACCCAUCCAGGACGUGCUGAAGGAAAUGAGUGGUGGCGGUGUGGAUUUUUCAUUUGAAGUCAUUGGGCGGCUUGACACCAUGCUGGCUGCCUUGUCCUGCUGUCAAGAGUCGUAUGGUGUAAGCGUCAUUGUAGGAGUACCUCCUAAUUCACAAGAUCUCUCUAUGAACCCCAUGUUGCUACUGACCGGACGUACCUGGAAAGGAGCAAUUUUUGGUGGCUUUAAGAGUAAAGAUUCUGUCCCCAAACUUGUGGCUGAUUUUAUGGCUAAGAAGUUUCCACUGGAUCCAUUAAUAACCCAUGUUUUACCUUUUGAAAAAAUAAAUGAAGGAUUUGACCUGCUUCGCUCUGGAAAGAGCAUCCGCACCAUCCUAACAUUCUGA
Messenger RNA from Neomonachus schauinslandi (Hawaiian monk seal), 1239 nucleotides. Its product is annotated as alcohol dehydrogenase E chain. The transcript is spliced from 9 exons. Bases 112 to 1239 code for a protein of 375 amino acids. The record is from RefSeq and is a predicted model, not a curated record. Gene Ontology annotation, cellular component: cytosol. Gene Ontology annotation, biological process: retinol metabolic process; retinoic acid metabolic process. Gene Ontology annotation, molecular function: all-trans-retinol dehydrogenase (NAD+) activity; zinc ion binding. Lineage: Eukaryota; Metazoa; Chordata; Mammalia; Carnivora; Phocidae.